Haemorhous mexicanus (house finch) is the source of this 2202-nucleotide messenger RNA. RefSeq names its product E3 ubiquitin-protein ligase RNF19B-like. Gene Ontology annotation, molecular function: ubiquitin conjugating enzyme binding; ubiquitin protein ligase activity; zinc ion binding. Gene Ontology annotation, biological process: ubiquitin-dependent protein catabolic process; positive regulation of proteasomal ubiquitin-dependent protein catabolic process; protein polyubiquitination. The coding region runs from base 447 to 1979 and encodes 510 amino acids. Gene Ontology annotation, cellular component: ubiquitin ligase complex; cytoplasm. Lineage: Eukaryota; Metazoa; Chordata; Aves; Passeriformes; Fringillidae. The transcript has 10 exons. The record is from RefSeq and is a predicted model, not a curated record.
CGGUCGGGGCUCCGGCGGGGGGCGGGGCGGGACAGCAGCGGCUCCGCCCCUUCCGGCCGGCGGGAGGCGGUGGCACCGGCGGGACCGGGGCCGCUGCCGAGUGCUGCCGGUCUCUGUGCCCCUUCAGGGGAGGCUGCGGCUCCCUACCCCCGGUGCCCUCCGGGUUCGGCCCCGCCGAGCGCCGGCGCGGAGGGCAGGCCCCGGUCCCACGGGCGCUGCGUGUGCCGGGCUGGGGCCGUCCCGGGGGAGCCGUGGCCGUGCCGUGCUGCCAGCGAUGAUUCCCCGCUGACAGGCUGAGAGGCACCCGACUGCACCUGGGCAUGGCUCCGCUGCCACCUCUGGUGAGGCCCAGGUAGGAGCCGGGCCAUGGGGGCUGCACCCGGGCCAGCUCCUCCCCGCUGCCCUCCGUAGCUCAACAGCAGCCCUGGCCACCUCGGCGGGCCACCAUGGAGCAGCCCACGCGUGUGCCCGGGCCCCGCCGCCUUCUGGGCUGCUUCAGGAGGAAGCCACAGCCCGUCGGGGAGGAGACACCACCACAACCGGAGCCGGAGCCCGAGGAGACACGGGUGGUGCUGGCGGUGGGCGAGGGUCAGGCGCUGGAGGAGUGUCCCCUGUGCCUGCUGCCGCAGCCCCCCGAGGCCUUCCCCAGCCUGGCCUCCUGCUCGCACCGCUCCUGCCGGGGCUGCCUGCAGCAGUACCUGCGCCUGGCCGUCACCGAGAGCCGCGUGCCCGUGUCCUGCCCGCACUGCCCCGCCGCGCUCCAGCCCCACGACGUGCACCGGCUCCUCCCCGAGCCCGCCCUCCGCGACAAAUACGAGGAGUUUCUGCUGCGGCGGCUGCUGGUGGCGGAUCCUGGCACCCGCUGGUGCCCUGCACCUGACUGCAGCUACGCUGUCCUUGCCCAUGGCUGUGCCGAGUGUCCCCGCCUCACCUGUGGCCGUGAGGGCUGUGGCACCGAGUUCUGCUACCACUGCCGGCAGCCCUGGCACCCCGAGGGCCCCUGUGCACCAGUGCCACCGGCCCCCAGCCUGGCCACCCCCACAGCACAGCUGGAGGAGCCAGCCCACGCUGAGGCCGAGGACAUCAAGGUCUGUCCUCGCUGCAGCGCCUUCAUCAUGAAGAUCAACGAUGGCAGCUGCAACCGCAUGAACUGCACGGUCUGUGGCUGCCUCUUCUGCUGGCUCUGCCUGCAGGAGAUCUCUGACGUGCACUUUCUGAGCCCCUCUGGCUGCACCUUCUGGGGGAAGAGGCCGUGGUCCCGGACCCGGAGGAUCCUGUGGCAGCUGGGCAUGGUGCUGGGAGCACCCAUGGUCAUCUCCCUUGCUGCGGGUGUUGCUGUCCCUGUCAUCACCAUUGGGAUCCCCAUCUACAUGGGCAGGAAGGUGCUGGGCCAGAGCCGGCGAAGCAGCCUCUCCGGGUGCCAGCAGUGCCUCUCUGUCACCAGCAGCGUCCUCCUGUCUCUCUUUGUGUCCCCUAUCAUAACAGCUCUCACUGUGGGUGUCGGCGUGCCCCUGGUGCUCACCUACGUGUACGGGACCGUGGUGCUGUCGCUGUGCCGGAGCCGCUGGGGCUGCAGGGGCGGCCGCACGCCCGGCGACCUCGGCGUGGUGGAGCUGGACAACCUGGCCAAGCUGAACGAGCUGUGGGCAGUGCUGCCCAGCCCCAGGGCGGCUGAGGACGGAGCUCCGGACGCCGCCGCCUCCCUCCCCAGCAGCAGCCGCAGCCCGCGCCCGGCGCCGCCAGAACGGGACAGCCAGUCAGCCAGCACGGUGGCCCUCGCUGGGAGCAUGCUGAGUGAGGGCCAGGACACCUCUGACAGGGAAGGUGUCACCAUCGAGGUGGAGGUGUCAGUGGAAGCGGUGCCACGUUCUGCCCGGCAGCAGAGCCUCAGCAGUGCCCUGUCUGGCCAGAGCCUCUCUGGGGACUCCCUGGGAGCCACCAGUGACAGGGGCAGCUCUGUGGGUGUCCCUGUGGAGUGAUGGGGGCCUGAGGGGGAGAGUCUUGAUCCACACACAGGCUCUGUGCCCUCCUGUGGCAGAGCCAGUUCCCGUCUGCCAGCACACCCAGCCGUGGGAGCUGGUCCUGGGUGGGUGCCAGCUGCACCCAGCACUGCUGCACCCUGCACUAGCCCUGUCCGCCCCUUUCCCAGAGGCACCACUAGGAAAUAAAGCUGCUCUGCUUUCUUUUCACUAGGAAAUAAAA